GAUUUCUUGUCAUUAUUUGCCGAUCGACACUGCGAGAGUGCCAUCUUGGCGCCAAUUUUCCCGCCAUCAACCGUGCUUCUUGACCAAUCAACCUAUUCCGGUCGGGCACCGCGGCCGAGUCAUUGGCCCCUUCUGUCCAGCCAAUGCGCUACAGAUUUCCCACACAAAACAGUGUCCAUCACGUGUCUCAUUCGCCUAGCCCCACACACACACACCCCUCCACACACACACACACACAAUUCGUCGUGCUUCUGCGAAGAUUCGUUAUGUAGGUUCACAUUGUCAACUGCAUCGUUGCACGAGGUUCCGGUCGAGGAGGUGGUCAUCUUGUGGCCUCCUCUCGCUGCCUCGCCGACCGUUGCCGGGCCUGAACGAGAGGCCACUUGA
This is a messenger RNA of Protopolystoma xenopodis, 387 nucleotides long. The record is from the annotation of a GenBank genome assembly. Lineage: Eukaryota; Metazoa; Platyhelminthes; Monogenea; Polystomatidea; Polystomatidae.